Paramecium tetraurelia is the source of this 1407-nucleotide messenger RNA. RefSeq lists its product as uncharacterized. The record is from RefSeq and is a predicted model, not a curated record. The transcript is spliced from 4 exons. Lineage: Eukaryota; Ciliophora; Oligohymenophorea; Peniculida; Parameciidae.
AUGUCAGAAAAGGCUAUGAAAAUAGAUCCAAUUAUUUUGAUCCAAAAAAUCAUCCGAGAAAAUACUUACUUAACCGAAAUUGAUAAUAAGCUCGAUAUUGAUGAUUUUCAUAAUCCAUUAAAUGUAGAAGAAACGCAAUCUUAGCUGGUGGAUUCGAUUUUUGGUAGUUGCAAUAUAAAAUCUCAGAAAGGUUAUUAAUUUAUAUAUAUGAGUGUAGCAAGCAAAAUGAUUAGUUCAUCUGGUAAUGCUAAGGCAACUUCUAUACAACCAUAUGGCUCAUUAUUUAAAAGUGGAGUUUCUAAUUACACUGUUUCAGAUGAGGAUGAAAUUUAAAAAGAUUUCAUCGAGAUCAAAGAUGGCAAACAAUAUAAUUCUUAGAUUGAGAUUGAUGAUGUUCAUAACUUGAAACCCCCAGAGUUGAAAAAUUAAAAAUAUCAAAUGACUUAUGAGGAACUGAACUAAAGAUGUCAACAACUUGAAUAGAAUUUGGAAGUAGAAAGAAAAAAAAAUGUAGAACUUAAUGAUAUUAUUCUCUGUCAAAAUGAGAAGAUCUAGGAACUUACAGAAAUAGAGAAGGCUGCAUAUGAGCAAAUGGAUAGCAGACUCAAAGAGAUCUCAGAGUUGUCAGCCAAGAAUAUAUACUUAGAAGCAUAAUUGUAGGAGUUAAGGGAAAGACAAGAAAAAGAGCUGAGUAAAAAUGAUUAUAACCAAUUUAGAAACUAGAAUAAAAGGACUUGUGGAUUCUAAUAACAAUUCACAAAUGAAUGCAAUGCUAUGUAUUUUAGUGUGUUCUUAUACUUAGAAAUAAAGGAGAAACAAAUUUAAUUGUUACAAGGUCAGCUGAGUAGUCUAAGAGCUGCUACUUAGUAUAGAUCAUAAGGGAGCUAUCAUAGUGCAUAGAGUCAUGACAAUAUCCAAGACAAUUAAGUUGUAAAUCACAUUAUCAAUAACACCAAUAAUAAUUAGAUUAUCAUAAAAAAUGAAAUAUUUCAAAAGGGAAUGACUUCCCUAGUUUAAUAACCAAAGACAUCAACUCCCAAGAAAUAAUAAUUUAUUAAUUAGGAUUCCCAAUCUACCCAAAGAUCCAAAAAAAGUGUGAACCACAACAAAUAAAGUUCCAAAGAUACAAUAACUUAACCACCAACAUCAUGGUUGGAUCAUCUAUAAAAGAAGAAUGAUGAUAAACUUAAAGUUUUGAAAAAUCAACCUUCAGAAAAAGAAUUUUAAUAAGCUUAUUUGAACAAUUCAAUUAAUGACAAUGUCAAUAAAUAUAUGCAUGCAGAUUUAAAGAUAACGAAAGUUAAUAGUCCGGCAUUUUAAAGAAAAACUACUUAUUAAUUAACAUAAGACAAUGAUAAUUAAGAUAACAAAGAUUUUGUAAAAUAGAAAAGUUUCUAGCAUAAAUGA